AUGACGGUAAGCCAUCUCCUGCUGUGUGUCUACAUCCUCACCUUCAUACUGGGGUUCCCUGCCAACAUCCUGGCCUUCUGCACCUUCUGCGUCAAGAUGCGUCGCAAACCGACCCCCAUGGACGUCCUCCUGUUAAACCUCACCAUCUCCGACCUCAUCUUCCUCACCUUCCUGCCCCUGAAGAUUAAGGAGGCAGCAGACGAUAUGUGGUGGAACCUUCCUUUCGUCCUGUGCCCGGUCUCCAGCUUUUUCUUCUUCUCCUGCAUCUACACCAGCACGCUCUUCCUGACGGCGGUGGCUGUGGAGCGCUACCUGGCCGUGGCGUUCCCCAUCCAGUACAAGGUGUGGCGCAGGCCUCGCUACGCUGUGAUAGCGAGCGUCCUCUUCUGGCUGGUGUCCGGCGUCAACCUGAGCAUCACUUACCUUGUCCCCAUCAUGCAUACGGACAAUGGCACAAGCACAGUGGCGCCGGACGUCCAGAAACCCAGUAAAUGUUACGAGAACUUUGAAAACGACCAGCUGUCGAUUAUAGUGCCUGUGCGUUUGGAGCUCUUCCUGGCGCUCUUCCUCGUCCCUUUCCUCAUCUGCUGCUUCUGCUACAUUAAUUUAAUCCGCAUCCUGUCCCAGCUGCCCAGCAUUACCCGUGAGCGUCGUCUGAGGGCCGUGGGACUGGCAGUGGUCACCCUCCUGGUGUUUACCGUCUGCUUUGCGCCCUACAACAUCUCCCACGUGGUGGGCUAUGCGCGCGGUAAGAGUGAACAUUGGAGAGACCUGGCACUCAUCUCUACCACGCUCAAUGCUUGCUUGGACCCCAUGAUCUUCUACUUCUCCUCCUCUACGGUACGUAAGGCCAUCAGUUGCUGCCUGCAAGGCCUGAUGAAGAAACUGCACAUCGUCCGCUGCCCACGAGCUCAGUGCUGCCCCCCCAUGGCUGCUGCUAGACCUGACAUACCUGACAUAUACAUAGAGACAAACCCUCCCAACCCAAAUACCUGAAUAUGGACAGCAUUUACACUUUGACCACCCAUGACACACACACAUGCACAUGCAUACACACAC
This is a messenger RNA of Alosa alosa (allis shad), 1059 nucleotides long. Its product is annotated as free fatty acid receptor 2-like. Gene Ontology annotation, cellular component: plasma membrane. Gene Ontology annotation, molecular function: G protein-coupled receptor activity. Gene Ontology annotation, biological process: G protein-coupled receptor signaling pathway; cellular response to fatty acid. The record is from RefSeq and is a predicted model, not a curated record. NCBI's taxonomy places the organism in Eukaryota, Metazoa, Chordata, Actinopteri, Clupeiformes, Clupeidae. The transcript has a single exon. Bases 1 to 996 code for a protein of 331 amino acids.